This is a messenger RNA of Maudiozyma saulgeensis, 504 nucleotides long. NCBI's taxonomy places the organism in Eukaryota, Fungi, Ascomycota, Saccharomycetes, Saccharomycetales, Saccharomycetaceae. The record is from the annotation of a GenBank genome assembly.
AUGAGUGAGAAAAAUAUUAAAUUUAGAGCAGGUAUUGCAGAAUAUAAUGAAGAAACCAAACUUUGUACGCCGCUUGCGGGUCAGGGUAUGGUCAAGAUUCAACCAAAUAAUGAAGGUGCUGAUAUGGGAUUUUGGGAUUUUGAAUGGAAACCCUUAGAUAAGACCCUGAGUGGUAAAUAUGAACCUAUAUCAUUGAUUUUAAUACCUGGUGAGACCGCAUGGAUUCCAAUUAAAUCUGCAAAAGGUGGUAGAGUCUUUGGUUUGAUUUUCUCCUCAAAUCAAAAGUACUUCUUUUGGAUGCAAGAAAAGAAUAAGAAAGGUAUGGCUGCAGAUGAGCUAAGUCUCGCUGAUCAAAAGAUAACGGAAAGAAUUCAAACUAUCCUAAAUGAAGUUGUAAUGGAUGAUGAGGAUGAUGAGAUGGAAGUUUUGGAAGAUACAGAUGCAACUGGGGAACAUGAACCUGAUACUGGUAUGUUGGAACCAGAAGGUGAAGGUAAGGCUUAG